Adineta ricciae is the source of this 1095-nucleotide messenger RNA. Lineage: Eukaryota; Metazoa; Rotifera; Eurotatoria; Adinetida; Adinetidae. The record is from the annotation of a GenBank genome assembly.
AUGAAACGUGCAAAUACCACCAGUGAAAAUUCCAUUAGUAUCAACAACAAAUCUAAUCUAUCAGUUGAAGGAGUAGUUGUAGCCAUUAGCAAUAUGACACAUAAACAAAACCAAAGAACAACUUCAUUUUGGACUGCAUUAUUAUGUCAGUCAGAUCAGAACAUCAUCCGAAUCACCAAAUACUUAUCAUGUAAACGCAAAUGUGCAUUGCAUGAAAAACUAGUUGAAUUUUAUAAUAAACAAGAUGCUUGUCAACUGAAUAAAUUAAAAUUCAAUACCGACGACAGUUAUACUGCAACCACAGAAACAACGGUAGUAGCCAAACAAACAUCAAUUAAACCGACUUGUUUAGAAGUCAUUCCACUUGAUCAAAUUGAAAGUAAAUGUGAUGGUGAAUAUGGUAGUUUUCUCGCUAAAAUUCUUGAAAUCGGUUCUGAUGAAAGUGUAGUUUUUAAUAAUGCAAAAAAACGAGUUUUGAAAUUGAAAAGAGCAAUUCUUGUUGCCGAUAAAACAUCCUCCAUAUGCAUGAAUAUAUGGCAAGAUCAAUUUGAUUUGAUCAAGCAAAAUUCAAGUUAUAAAAUUAAAUUAGCUAAAGUGAAAUUGUUUAACAACGAACUAUCUAUAACAACAAUUAGUAGCACAACAUUUGAGGAAAUUAACGACAUCGGCAAUGUACAAUCAUCUGAAAUUGUUGAACUUGAUCAUGAUAUAAAUAUAACUGGAAAUAUCGUUUCAAUCGGUUUAAUCGAACAAAAGCCGAUUUGUUCUAAAUGUUUUUCUAAAGAAGUCGAAACAACUGAAAAAAGUGUAAAAUGUAAACAAUGCAAGACAAGAUAUAUAACGAAAAACGAUGUUCAAGAUAAUCGACUAAAAUUAACUAUGAAUACGCCUGAUGAUGAACCAGUAGAAUUGAUUAUUGAAAAAGAAAAAAUCAAAGAAUUAUUAGAACAAUCUAAUUAUGAUUAUUUAUCUCAACAGGAUCCAUUGGAAAACGAAUCAGUUUUAUUAACAUUGUCAUCAAUCAAUCUUUCAAUUACGUACAAUUCAAAGAAUAAAAACAUCAUAAAUAUUGCAACCUAUGAUACUCGAUCUUAA